UAAAAAAGGAGGAUAAAACGAGAAGGGAAAAAAACAAAAAAAAAAGAGGUCGCCUCUCUUUCUCAUCUCCGACCUCCCACCACGAGAGGCGAGGGGAAUUCGUCUCUUCUUUUUUGCUUUCUUGCGAAGAUUCCUCUCCUUUUCGAUCGAGUAGAGGGCAUUUGUAUUCGAUCUAGAGGAGGAGGAAGAGGCGUCGGGAAUCAAAGAGGGGGAGGAGAUGUUCAAGUUGCAUCGGUACAGGUCUGACCGGUUCGGGGAGAAGGUCGAGUUCAAGCUCUCCAAUCUGCAGGCCGUCAAGGUUCCUAGAGGAUGGGACAAACUUCUUCUUUCUAUUGUCUCAGUGGAGUCUGGAAAAACAAUCGCAAGAACCGGCAGAGCUACAGUGAGAAGUGGAAAUUGUCAGUGGACUGAGACAGAGUCUAUAUGGGUGUCUCAAGAUGAUGCAUCUAAAGAGCUUGAAGAAUGUCGAUUUAAGAUUGUUGUUUCCCCAGCUUCUUCUAGGUCUGUAGUUAUUGGUGAGGUUACCUUGAACCUAGCAGAUUAUCUGAGUUCAGGAGAAAUCGGUCCUCUUCUUCUUCCAUUAAAGAAGUGUGAUUCUGGGACAACUUUACAGGUCAAGAUUCAGUGUUGUACCCCAAUAUCAAAAUCCAGGGUCGGAAAAUCUUGGAAAGAAACGUCUCAUCUCGAUGAUCAAACUAAUAAUGAUGAACUGGACAGCAAAUCAGAUGGAUCUGACAAUUUAAUUAAUAAAAGUGUUGGAUCUUCUUCAAGUAAUCAUUUCGGCAAUAAUUCUUAUCCAGAUGAGUCUGGAAAUAGGGAUACAAGCUUCUCAGCAUCAGGGUCACGUCAUAGUUCUGACUCAGGGGAUAGUUUAAGCAGGACAGGACUUUCACCCAAAAACAGCUUAAAUGGGGGACAAUACAUUGGAAGACAAGAUUCAUCUGGUUCCCACAUAAGUGCAACUUAUAGCACAGGUCCUGGAGGAUCAAAUCCAUCAUCUUUCAACUCUAGGGCAUCAGUUUCUUCAGUACAUAACAAUCAAUGGCAAGACAUGGCCGCACAGACUUCAGAACAUGGAACAGUGCCAUUGUUAAGGCCCUCUGAUUCUUCAAAGGAUUUACUUGAAUCUGCUGAAGAGAUAGAGGAACUCCGUGAUGAAGUUAAGAUGUGGGAGAGACAUUCUCAGCAGUUGAAACUGGAUCUUGAGCUUUUAAAGAAGGAAAAUUCUGAGAAAUCCAAGCAUCAGGUAAAUCUGGAUAGGCAGCUUUCAGCUGCAUCCAGUGAACGUGACUCUUUAAAGCUAGAAGUUGAACGGCUAAAAGCAGCAUUAGAGGAAUCAACGUCAAAACAAACAGAUAUUAUCAAUUUUAAAAAUGAGGAUUUGGUUCAUGUUCAGAAGGAACUGGAGGAUGAGCUGAAGUUUCAGAACGACUCCAAUGCCAAUUUAACUCAACAGCUGAGAAAAACCCAAGAAUCAAACAUUGAGCUUGUUGCUAUUCUUCAGGAAUUAGAAGAAAUUACAGAGAAACAGCGUUUGGAAAUAGCUAAUCUUUCACAGCAGAACUGUGUAAAUGAACGUGAAAAACAAGAGAGGAGUCAAAAGUCUUUGGAAAAUGAGUCUGAAUGGGAGAGAAAAGUAUCUCUGAAAGAAGAAGAAACUGUUAAGCUAGAGUCACCCAACAUUGUCAAGAAUGAGCGGCAAUAUGAAUAUGAUGGAAAUCAUUCUGAUCUGAUAAAAGAAGUUGAGGUACUUAAAAAUAAAGUGCAUGAACUAGAACAGGACUGUGCUGAACUUACAGAAGAAAACCUAGAUCUCAUAUUUAAGUUGAAGGAAUUUAGCAAAGAUACUGAUAAAGGAAGCCAAUCACAUGGUUCUAGGUCUAUAGAGUAUCAUGAUCAUAAUUUAUCUAAUAAUUGUGAGUAUGAAAAUGGUUUGCUUACAUCUCAUAUCUAUGAAAUUGAGGAUGAGCUUGUAAAGAAGGAAGUCAUGACUCCACCAUUGUCAGCUAAGCUCAAGGAUCUUGAGAAAGCAUCUGCUUAUCUUGAGAAAGAACUACAACAUUAUAAGGAUGAAGCAAGUUCUUUCGAGACAAAGCUCCACCAAAGCAAUAAGGAAUUCGAAGAAAUGAACAUAGAGUUAUCCAAUCUACAGCAAAAACUUAACUUAAACAUUGACACUGACUUGGAGGGUUUAAAUGCUUUUCCUAUGAAAGGAUUUGAAAAUGAAGAGUCAUUCAGCUCCUCAAAUAUGCAAACUGUAUUGUUUGAAAUGGAUAAGCAAACUCAUCUUGCUUUAGCUCAAGCAAGAAACUUGCUUGCUAAUGAUAGCAUCGAUGCUGAAAAUGUGUGUGGAAGUGAUACUGAUUCAACACUUCCAACUACAGAUCCCAUCUCGCAGAAAAAUCUGGCAGAGGAUAUUACUAAAAAUUUGCAUGAGUUAAAUACUUUAUUAAGAGAAAACAUUUUCAGAUGCAACUCUAUGUCUCAACAUGAAAGCUCUGGGAUCAACCAGAGAAUAAAUAAUACAGAAGCUCCAGACCAGCUAAAAGAUGAAGGUUUUAUGGAACAAGAACCUGAAUAUGCAGGAAAUAAAACCAGAAGCAAGGAAAUUUUUGAGCAUGAGUUCCAGUCUGACUUAUUGCUUAAGGAACAAGAGAUAGAUAGACUCAAACAUUCUAACAAGGAGCUAGAAGAUCUUAUUUCCUAUCUUCAGAAAGAGAAAUGUCAAUUGGAGGAAGAUUUUGCUUCUUUACGUAGAGAAAGUAGUGACACAUCCAAACACUUGGAACAUGUGGAGCAUGAUUUAAUGGUGCUUACCGGUCAAAUUGAAUAUCAUGUUUCUUCUAAUAAGGCUCUUGAAAGAAAGUCAAUGGAACUUGAAAGUUGCAAAAAUGAACUAGAGUUGCAUGUAUCUGAGCUUGAACAAGACAAUGUAAAAUUAUCAGAACGCAUAUCUGGUUUAGAAGCCCAACUAAGAUACAUAACGAAUGAGAAAGAGUCCAACCGAUUGGAACUCGAAGAUACCAUUUCUCUUAUUGAAGAAUUGAAGGAUGAAGUUGAACAACAGAGAGAUGAAAUGGAGAUGCAGAAAGCAGAACUAAAACAAAAACUGCAAGAGACACAAAAGCGGUUAUCAGAAGCAUUAGAGGAGUCCGAUAUUUCAAGGAGAUCAAACUUGAAACUGCAAGCUACAAUUGAAAAUCUUAUUGAAGAGUGCAACUCUCUCCAGAAUCUAACUGGAGACUUGAAGAGGCAGAAACUGGAACUGCAUGAACGCAUUACACGUCUUGAAGUUGACUUGAAUGAAUCAAAAAAGAAGGAUUUUGAUUUCUGUGACCAAAUUGAUCUUUUAGAACUGAAACUUUCUUCGCUGCAAAAAGACAUUGGAUCGAAGGAGAAGUCACUAUUGUCACAACUUGAGAAAAUGUUCCAAGAUCACAAGGAACAUGAAGAUAAAAUAGCGAAGGUACAUAUUUUGUUAAAUAGGAUUGAAUUAGAGAUAACAGUUGAAGUUGAGAACCUUGAGAAAGAGAUAGCUGACCUUACUGCACAAAUGUCAUUAAAUUAUGACGAACGUGAAAAAGUAGCAUCAGAUGCAAUUCAUGAAGCAUCUCUCCUACGUUCAGAAAAAGCAAGAUUUGAAUGUAGUCUUCAGGAAGUUAAUUCAAAAGUUGAGCUGUAUGAGACUGAUUUACAAGCUCUCCAGCAAGAGUCCAAGAAUAAGAUUCAAGGAUUAGUUGAUUUGCUUAAUGCUUCUAAACAAAGUGAGGAAAUGUUGAUGGCUGACAUUGAGCAUAUGCAACGAAUAAUGGAGGGUGUCAAAUAUAGUGAAGAGAAAUACAGAAAAUUGGCAACCGAUUUAGAACUAAGGCUUAAAACUUCUGACUAUGAAAAACAGCACGCAAUGGAAGAGAUUUCUGGAUUGGAAGUUCAAUUGCAAAAACUCUUUCAUCUUCAAAAUUCAGUCUUGGACCUUAAAGGUUCUCUUGAUGAGGCAGACUUUGAAAAGCGAAAAUUGGAGUUGUUGUUGGAGUCGGUAACACAAGAGAGUGAAGAAUUGAAAGCAGAGAAUACAGUCUUGAUGGAGAAAGUUUCCAUUAUGCAGAAAGCUUUAAGUGAUGGUCAAGAUGAUAGGCGCAGUAAAAUCGCCUUGCAAGAAAAACUUGUGAGGCUGGAGAGUGACCUUUCAGUAAAAGAAGCAUCAUAUGUCUAUGAAGCAGAAUUGAAGAAUGAACUUAGUAGGAUAAAAAGAACAAACAGUGAGUACCAAAGAAUGUUUCAAAAUCUUGAGCAGGAGAAUGUCGAGUUAAUGAACAAAGUGCAGAACAUGGAAGAGGAACUCAUGCUGAGGAAAACAACCCACCAGGAUGAGAAAAUCAGCAGUGAGGAUGAUAGCAAUUCAUGUGACCAUACGGAGGUUCCAGAUGACAGUAAGGAAGUUGAUCAUGAGUCCGAUAUCCCUUUACAUGGUACAGAACAUACUGAGGCUGGAGGGGUAAAUAACAUGCGCAAGGAACAACUUAAAAGAGGCAUCUCCCGGAAGCAAGCUGGUAACAUUGAAGCCCUCAAGAAAACUCUGAAGGAGAAUGCAGAUAAAAUCUCAUCUUUAGAGACAGAGCUUAAAGACAUGAGAGAACGGUACCUUCAUAUGAGUCUUCAAUAUGCUGAAGUGGAGGCUCAGCGUGAAGAACUGGUAAUGCAGCUUAAGUCUGUGAAGAAGGAAAAGAGGUGGUUCUCGUGAACCUGGAAUUCCCCCAACCACGUCCUUUCUCCUGCCUAGAACUAGUUCAUAUUCUUUUUUCCUUGUAGUUUUUGUUCUUCAUUGUCAUUCAUUGCGGGCAUAAAAUUUACCUAAUCUUUUGUUGAUUUCUAGCAGAUUAUAUAUAAAUAGUCAUCCUGCUGCCCUACGAGAUCUAAAAUGUAUAUAGAAUUGGUUAUAAUCCGGUGAAUAAUAGUGUCAUAUAUAUUUAGUUGGUUUUCUUUA
This is a messenger RNA of Musa acuminata AAA Group (dessert banana), 4984 nucleotides long. RefSeq lists its product as uncharacterized. The coding region runs from base 218 to 4741 and encodes 1507 amino acids. NCBI's taxonomy places the organism in Eukaryota, Viridiplantae, Streptophyta, Magnoliopsida, Zingiberales, Musaceae. The transcript is spliced from 8 exons. The record is from RefSeq and is a predicted model, not a curated record.